AUGGCAGCAAUAGUUAUGAGAGUGUUUACGGCAUUCAGCCCUCCAAAAGUCGAAAAGAAGAAUGAUGCGAUCCGGUUUGGCAUCCUGGGGGCGGCCCAGAUUGCACCUCUUGCUUUGAUCACACCUGCCCUCUCACAUCCCGAAGUUAUUGUGCAAGCAGUUGCUGCUAGAGAUCAUGCUCGUGCUUCUGCAUUCGCCAAAAAGCACAACAUCCCUGAUGUCCGCACAUCCUAUGACGAGAUUCUCGAAGACCCUAAGAUCGAUGCAGUCUUGAUUCCUUUGCCCAAUAGUUUGCAUUUCGAGUGGGCUGUGCGCGCCAUUCGUGCUGGCAAGCAUGUCCUGCUAGAGAAACCAUCGACCUCCAACGCCAUCGAAGCCGAGAUUCUAUUCAACCUACCUGAGCUAUCACGGCCAAAUGCCCCAGUACUACUCGAGGCCUUCCACAACCGGUUCCAUCCUUCAGUACACAAAUUUCGGUCGUUUAUUACCCCCGCCGAUGUUGUUCACGUUUACACAGACUCUAUGGUUCCAUGGUUAAUGCUCGAUAAGGACAACAUCGCGUUCAACUACCAACUCGCCGGCGGGAGUAUGAUGAUGCUAGGAACAUACAACUUCGGCAUUAUCCGCAUGAUUUUCGACGACGACCCUAUCGAGUGUCUAACCUGCGAGCCUGGCAUUUUCGGUGACGGUAUCCAUGAUCAGUGUGAUACUGACUUUAAGGCCAAAUUCCGCUUUCCGAACGGUAUUGCCGAAGCUUCUACUACUAUGCGUGGGUCUGUCCUAUGGAAACCCUCCGAGGCCCGCGUGACGCACAAGGAAGUUAUCGUCGAUGACAAGUCUCUCCCGGAAACACAAGAAAAACUACGUACCCGGGUGGUUAUGCUACACGGUUUUAUCCACGCUUUUAUCUGGCACCGUAUUGAUGUUAAGGAUACCUUCCUUAUUCGUAACAAGGGUGAUCACAUGCCGGUCAAGACUUGGACCGAGUCCCAGUCGCAUAAGGCUUACAGCUAUAAGGAGGCUGGAGGAGAGUUUGCCAAUAUCCCCGGUGAGGACUGGUGGAUGUCAUAUCGGUACCAGCUUGAGGAGUUCGUGAACCGUAUUAAGGGGCGUCCCACGCAAUAUUGGGUUGAAGGUAAGGAUUCAUGGGAUCAGAUGAAAAUGAUUGACAUGGCGUACGAGAAGAGCGGGCUCGGAUUGCGGCCAACAAGUUUGUUCCGGUGA
Molecule: messenger RNA, 1224 nt
Organism: Penicillium crustosum
Lineage: Eukaryota; Fungi; Ascomycota; Eurotiomycetes; Eurotiales; Aspergillaceae
Product: Gfo/Idh/MocA family protein
Exons: 3
Coding region: 1-1224 (407 amino acids)
Molecular function (GO): nucleotide binding
Source: RefSeq, a predicted model, not a curated record